CAAGGAGUUGUUCUAGAAGGGAGAAAAAGAAAGAAGGACGCCAGUCUCUUUCAGCGGCUUUGCUAAGAACUCCUGUUGCUGGUUUCGCGGUUUUCCCAAGCUACGGUGUUAUUGGCUAACCAUGAAGUUCCUAUUUAGCGCAAGGCGCUUCAGCCGCUCACCCCUGGCUCUGCUGGUAAUUUGCUUGCUAUGCGUGGCUGGAAUCGCCAUCAUGUCCAGAAAUACGCCUGUGGCGCCACCUUUCUCGCACUACCCAAGUUUUCUGUGCGCCGGCAACAGCACGCAGGUCGUCUUGGCAAUCCGGACGCUUCCCCGACACGACGCCAUACGUCACGUGAUUCGGAACAGCAUAGCACACGGCGCCGUUCGUUCAGCGUUGCCUUCAUGGGCGUUUCUCUUCUACAUGGGCUUCGUCAAAAACUCGACGAGGAUGGAUGCCGUGCGUGGAGAGAUACAAACCCAUGGCGACCUGCUCGUGUCCCCCGUCGAAUCCGCGGUCAACAACUCGGUGGAGAUCGUUCUGGACAUGAUGCGCUGGGUUGAGGACCGCUGCGGGAAAGGACGCCCGCUGCGCCUCUUCGUCCACGUGAACGACACCGUGUUCGUCGACCCCAUAGCCCUCGAGGGAUACUUGCAUCAAAUGAACAGUACGGCGCCACGCCCCUCGUUUUACUGCAAACCGGUCAAAGGUGUCAACGUGGGACGUGACCCGAACGGCGUCAACUUCGUGCCUCGAGACCUAUUCCGCGGUCCCGUUUUCCCACCUUACUGUGAGGGGGAAACCUUCUUCAUCAACGGAUCGCAACUUGGCCCGCUGUACGCGGCGUCUCUGUACGCCCUGCACUACACACUCCUGCCGCAGUACGUGACGGGACACAUGGCCGUCAUCGCUGACAUGGGUCACGUGAGCAUCGCCGAGCGUAUCGCCAGCGCCGAGAGUGGCGGGAAGUAUACGGGAACAAAAGUACGCAAGGCGAACCUCUUCAUUACGAACAUGUGGUUGAGCAUGUGGAAAGACACCUGGCUCUACUCGCUUUAUAACCAGACACGCCAGACGCACUUGGAGAAGAAAUUGACAGAAAUAAUUGUUGAAAAGCUGCAUGCUGCCUCAAACUGACACUACGUGGUGUUCUUGUCCUCGGUGUAAGAAUAAACAUAGUGAAAACCUUU
Messenger RNA from Dermacentor albipictus, 1170 nucleotides. Its product is annotated as acetylgalactosaminyl-O-glycosyl-glycoprotein beta-1,3-N-acetylglucosaminyltransferase-like. Lineage: Eukaryota; Metazoa; Arthropoda; Arachnida; Ixodida; Ixodidae. Gene Ontology annotation, cellular component: Golgi membrane. The record is from RefSeq and is a predicted model, not a curated record. Gene Ontology annotation, molecular function: hexosyltransferase activity.